AUGGGAAAUAGUCACGAAAAAGUCCGUCCACAAACAUUCACAGAAAUAGAUGAACCACUUGCUGAAAUCAUAUAUCCAAAUAAUAGUGGAAAUAAAAAAAUUGUGAUUUGUUCAAUUAUAAAAAAUUAUCGUAGUAUAAAUAGAAAUAUCAUCAAGGAAUAUGAAUUUGAUCAUGUUUUCAGACCUGAAAGUACUCAAGAACAAGUAUAUAAUGAGCUUGCACAUGUAGUUCAAUCAGUGGUUGAUGGAUAUAAUUGUUGUAUAUUUGCUUAUGGACAAACUGGUGCAGGAAAAACUUAUACAAUGCAAGGUUCAGAUGCUUCUCCUAAAACAGAAGGGAUGAUCACCAGGGCAUUUAGACAUGUCUUUAAUCUUGUUAAUGGUUUGAAAGUUCAGGGUUGGACUUAUACAAUCGAAGGCCAAUUUAUCGAAAUAUAUAAUGAUCAAGUUUAUGAUUUACUUCAAAUGUCACGUGGAAAUGUCAAAAUUACACAUGACACUGAGAAAGGUUCAACUAGAAUUACUAAUGUCAAAACAGUAAAUCUUGAGUCACCAAAUCUUGUCAAUCAAGUGCUUAAAUCAGCGACAAAGAAUCGAUCAAUUGCUUCUACAAAAAUGAAUGAUAAAUCUUCAAGAAGUCAUAGCAUAUUUAUGAUUCAUAUUACAGGCACAAAUUCAAAUACAAAAGAAAAAAGAUUGGGUUCAUUGAACCUUAUUGAUUUAGCAGGCUCUGAGAAAAUAUCAACAUUUGGAUCUUCAGCGGGGGAUCUUCAAACUGAAACAAUACAAAUUAAUAAAAGUUUAAGUAGUUUGAAAACCGUUAUAAAAAAUAUCAAGGAUGGAAAUCAUAUCAAUUAUCGUGGAAAUGCCAAGGUAUUGAUGUUAGUUAAUAUUUCUCCAAUAAGAUCAUCACAAGCAGAAACUGAAAACAGUUUGGAGUUUGGUCGUGUUGCUAAAGCUACUCACACUGGCAUUGCAAAGAAGGUUAAGGCUUAG
Entrophospora sp. SA101 is the source of this 996-nucleotide messenger RNA. The record is from the annotation of a GenBank genome assembly. Lineage: Eukaryota; Fungi; Glomeromycota; Glomeromycetes; Entrophosporales; Entrophosporaceae.